GAUUUCUACAUUUCAAGAUGUCUGCGCCCUUGAACGGGCACGGUGCUAGUUUACUAAUGUAAUUAGUUAGUUGUUUAGAGAGAAAGGGUACUUCCUUCCUCCGUGAUAUUAAAUAAUAGGUACUUACGUUACACUCUGCUGAAUGCCCUAAACAUGUCGGAUUCCAGCUCCAGCUCCGAUGAAGAAGAAAAAGCAAAACUGAAAGCAGCAACGUGGUCCAAUUUUUUAGUUUGUGACAGUAAAACAGAUAAUAAAACACCACCACAAGAGAAGAAGAAGAAGAGUUUAAGAGCUUCAUUGGAUGGUACAGAUGAGCAGACAGAUUACAGAAAUGUUGACGCUACAACAGAACAGAAAGCAUUCAUUGCUAAAAAGCUAACUACGUGGCUUGAUAGUUCCAUCUCGGUAAUUAAAAAGAGCACAACAACUUCAGCAACUCAACAAGACACAGAUGAUGACUUUCAACUAUUCUCAACCUCAAAACGUGGACUCUCAGAGGUAACUUAUACACCAGUGAGACAAAGAAGACGACGUCAAAGCAGCAGUGAUAGUGACUCUGAAGAAGAGAGAAUGAAGCUUGUAUCAGUGGCCGUCUCUUAUGACCAAGUCAUCCAAAGCUCAUGGCCACCAGUAUCCAAAGACACACAGGUGACCUCUAACCUUUUAUCUACUAAUCUUUCAACUUUGACCUCUGCUGAGGAUGCAGCUCAAACAAACAAAAACAAAGUUGAUUUGAGUACUUGUAAAGAGGGGAAAAAGAAGAAAAAACGGAAAAAGAAAACAAGUGACGCAACAGUAGAAGAGAAUGACUUGCCAGCGAGGAGUUCAGCUGUGGAAGGAAAGAAGGUUAAAGCCUCCUUAAAAAACGAAAAUGGAACAAUUCUUGAAUCUUCACGGUCAGAGGAACAAACUAUAAAGAAGAAGAAAAAGAAAAAGGAUCAUAAUAGUGCAACGGUUGAAGUGACAUGAAUUUAUUCAAACCAUCUGUUAAAGUAUCAAACAAUGAAGAAAAACAAAGAAAUACAAACAUUCAAAUAUUCACAAGGAAGACAUACAGAUGCUAAUAGAGCCAUCUAUCUAUGAUAAGAACAACGACAGCGGUUCGGCAAGCUAUUUAGGCUUUUCUGUUAUUGAAGUCAAGUGUUAGCAGUACAGAAAGAUUACUAAGCCAUAUAAUAAUGUAGGUUGCUUGUGACAUGUGCUGCACUCCAGUUAGAUUAAUAGCAUUUGAAAACCAUAAGCUCAGUGCUAUAAAGUCUUCUUUACAAUUUCAUAUCAAUAAUAAUUGAGACAAAGUCAAAUUUUUUAACAACUACCUUGGAGACCACUUUUACCAAUACAGCGCUGAGUCAAUGACACCGUUUCAGAAUAUUUGGGCUAACUAGGUUUGUUAAAGUGGGUCCAGAUAUUAAGCUUCAAGACUUGUGAAUCAUGCUAUGUACUGUAGCCCAAGUGUCAAGAAGGGAAAACAAAUAUUAAAGUCAACUCGCAGUAUUUUUGACUCUGAAACAAGUGAGCCAAACUGGUGUUCAUAGUUAUUAUCAUUAAUUAUUUGCUCAUUGAUACAGGACAACAACAUACAGGAAGUCAAAUUAAAAUGAACUCUAAUUAUGAUGCAAGGAAUUUCAUUAUUGAAAGCAUUGUCAUACAGUACAACAUUUGAUCAAUUACCCAGUAAAAUAGUUAAGAAAUAACUCAGACUGAAUCAGACAUUUUAGAAUCUAAUCAAGUUUAGACAUGUUCGUUACCUAGAUGCUAUGAAUGUAACAGGUUGCUGGGAUACUAAACGGCUAUUGCUGUUACCCAAAUUGAACCAUCGAUGCUGUUAUUGAAUGAUGUACUUUAAAUUACAAAUUGAAAUUUACUUUACAUUUAGGUCAUGCUCCUGGUGUGAUUUAUUGCUGAAAGGGUAGCGUGAUGUUAUCAAUAAAUCUAUUUUCUUAUGUCAUUUUAAAGGGUUUUACACUUUUGAUUCUGUGCGAAACAAUCUAACAUUUUAUUUAAGAGAAAGUAUAAAUUGGGUUUGGGGACACUCUUUCACAGAUUACUUGAUUUCCUGAAUAAUUUCAGUCUUUAAACCAUAGAGCUAUAUAUAUUGACUAGAGCGCUUACUUGCUCUGUGUUUUGAAUCCUCAGUGGGUGCAGACAUGUUUGAUGUGUUGUAUGACAACGGAAAGAUUUUAACUUCAAGAGAACACACAUUUUAAACAUGACGCACAUGACGCUCACAGUUUGUACGCUCAUCAGCAGAUUGUGCGUUCACAUUUGCUGCAUU
Molecule: messenger RNA, 2275 nt
Organism: Asterias rubens (European starfish)
Lineage: Eukaryota; Metazoa; Echinodermata; Asteroidea; Forcipulatida; Asteriidae
Product: protein CUSTOS-like
Exons: 6
Coding region: 154-969 (271 amino acids)
Biological process (GO): Spemann organizer formation; negative regulation of Wnt signaling pathway; Wnt signaling pathway
Source: RefSeq, a predicted model, not a curated record